CAUUUCGCUAAAUAUUCGUCGUUUUUUGACACUCUUUAGUCGAAAAUAUUGUUUCAAGUAUCAUGACAUUGAAUUUGCCUUUUCGGACCAUUUUCAUACUGCAGCUGUUAUUUACUGGAAAGAGCUCUAUCCUGAAAAGGAUUUUAGUCGAAGACAACUUCUGUACGUUGGUUAACAAGCUAAAUGCACUGGAGACAGAAGUCGCUACACUAAAGGCAAAUGCUGCAAGCAAUAACACAAUACAAGUGCUAAAGCAGGAUGUAGCAUUGCUUAAAACGCAACAAGCGAAGCAGACAAAUACCGUGGCGUUUAUGGCAUAUUUGACGACCCACGAACACGGCACAAAUCACCACAUUUACUUCGAUGACGUGAAAACCAAUAUUGGCAAUGCAUAUAACCCACUCAAUGGUAUGUUUGUUGCUUCAGUUGAUGGACUUUACCAGUUUUCCGUUACCGCAUGCUCCAAAGACAAUCACUAUAUAGUGUUAGAUAUAGAUGUUAAUCACGCCAAUCUUGGCAAGGUCAUUGCGGGAGAUGACGCUUACGCCGACUGUAACUCCAAGGCGUUCGUUGUUAAACUAACGGCGGGGGACAACGUGUUUGUGCAGCACAGAACAGUGGGCGAGUGGUUAUACGUACAACCUCUCUUCAGCUUACCAAGUUUCUCCGGAUUUCUGAUCAAGGCAUUGUAA
This is a messenger RNA of Mercenaria mercenaria, 692 nucleotides long. RefSeq names its product heavy metal-binding protein HIP-like. The transcript has 2 exons. Gene Ontology annotation, molecular function: protein binding. Lineage: Eukaryota; Metazoa; Mollusca; Bivalvia; Venerida; Veneridae. The record is from RefSeq and is a predicted model, not a curated record. The coding region runs from base 63 to 692 and encodes 209 amino acids.